AUAUCCUUUUCGAUACUGUGGAACGCCACUGUGUGUUUCAGCAAAUUAUCGGCUCUAUUGAUGUAUCCGGCACUGAUACCAACAUCGUCUAUGUUGAAGUGGGCCUGUGUUCUCGGCACUUUGAUCAUAACGUGGAAUAUGGCCGACGUUAUUGCUGCUUUGUUGAUAUGCCAGCCACUCGCGAAGAAUUGGGACUUUAGGUUACCAGGAACUUGCGGUGGUCAACCGGCGUUUUGUUUCUCAAUGAGGCUCGUCAACCUCCUCACAGAUGCCGUGAUCAUUGUAUUGCUAAUGCCAUAUCUUUACAACUUGCGACUGACUUGGCGCAAGAAAUUAGCCGCGAUGGCCUUGCUUAGCGUUGGAACAGGAACUUGGGCCAUUACUAUAUAUCGACAAAUACUACUACCUAGUUUAGACUUUGCGGAUAUGACGUACAACGGUGUGCUCGCCACAAUCCUUUCUGGUCUCGAGCCUGCGGUCGCGAUCGCUCUGGCGUGCAUUCCCCUCAUGCGUAUUUUGUUCAGGAAGUCCAGGAGGACUACCCACUCCAGUUAUCAGUACGGCAGUAACAGACAAACUGAUCUUUUCCCAAAGAAAAGAAGUGAAACACAUGGUCUCAACCUCACAGCCACGUUCUCGAAAUUGGUGGACAAGAACGAUGCUUCUUCGCAGGUUGAGCUGCAGUCUAUCAAGCCUUCUCACAUAUUUCGUGUUUCGCCUGUUUACGAACACUAA
Messenger RNA from Bipolaris sorokiniana ND90Pr, 735 nucleotides. RefSeq lists its product as uncharacterized. The annotation marks the transcript as partial. Lineage: Eukaryota; Fungi; Ascomycota; Dothideomycetes; Pleosporales; Pleosporaceae. The record is from RefSeq and is a predicted model, not a curated record. The transcript is spliced from 2 exons.